UGCUGCUGUGAAGGAAGGUUUCAAAAUACAGAAAUGAUACUUAAGUUUGAUUAGUUCAUUAGAAGGUGGUGGUGGAAACACAAGCAAAGGUAGUCAUAUAUUCAAAUUGAGUUGUCUUAGCAGAAGAUCACAGGACCCAUGCAUGAAAUAGAAUGUUUGAGAGAAUAUCUCUUUUAGCAUUAGUUGUUGUGCUGACUAGUGAGUCUCUAUAUGCUGAUAUCUAUCUUCAUAUCCCAAGAGGCAGCAAUAAUAGAUUAAAUGAAAAUACAGCCACUAGAACAAACGCUAACCGGUUGUUUGAUAGUCAGAAUAACAAUCGAGGUGGUUACAAUGUGGGAGACAAGACAGACUUACAGUCAGGUGCUACAGAAGAAAAUCAGUAUAACAUGAAAUAUUUUCAAAGCUCCAAUUGGGAAACUGGAAAAGGCAAGACCUUUUUGACCUUAGAAUGGACCAAUCAACAUGGAUGUGGGGGUAAUAGUGCUAACAGCCAACAAAAACAGAACUGUAUGUUGAUUCUGCAGUACAUGUGUCAGGAUAAUGACCCCUCUGCUGAUGAUUACAUUAGAAAUGGAGUGGAGACAACAACAUCACAAUAUACAAAACCAACAAAAGAUACUUUUGCAGAUACAAAAAAUCGUAAAUCUAAUGAUGUGAAAAUUGGACGAGGACUUCAUGAACCAUGGGACUGGUAUGAUAAAUGCUAUUUACGAGAGAGAAACAAAGGUUUGUUCACAGCAGAUCAAAAGCUGACAGCAAACAAUGGAUUAGGCUACAGCAGUGCUAUUUACACUCGUCAGAACCCUACAGGUAAUCGUUAUGGCUAUGAGUGUGCAGAGGAACGAGACUACUACCCUUACUGGCACCCUAACCCAUGGAAAGAUAUUGCUGUUUUGACAGACAAGGCAUCAAUGUGCAGUGAUUACCAGAGUAAGAGUUUUAAUGUUCAAGGUUAUUAUGAGUGUGUGAAAUCAACAAAAGCUGUCUUUUCUAACAAUGAAAAAUCUUGUAAAGAAAAUAAUGGCACAUGGAUUCUGCUGAACAAUUAUUUAGAGAAAGCUAAAGAUAAAACCUCGGAGUCAUCAUGUAGAAACGCCAACAACAAUAAAAGUCCAUAUACCUACAGUUGGUUGAUUCCAUAUGACAGUAACACCUACAGUCCUGAGUGUCUUGUAAUGCUAAAUAAACCUGAGUGUGCAGAAGCUCCUUGGUCUAGAUCCAAUCAUUUAGGUAAUGGUCUAGAUGGAGUACCUUUAAACUACACAUGGACUCUUCCCUAUUUCCCUUCUGGCAAAGAGAAGCGUUGUGUGUUCCGAUUCAGAUAUAACGUUAGCACGGAUGAUUAUGAUCCUGUAGCCACAGACUCUACACAGAAUGAUGCAUUUCCAGCUGAGUCACCCAUCAAGCAGAACCCUUAUGUCUAUGUCAUGAAUAAGCAGUCGCCUCUUCAUUUGGCAGUCAACACAGCCCAGUUUGGUCGAGUUUUUCAGGACAGAAGUCAUGUGUUUAUUUUACGCCCCAGAACUGCAAACUUGGAGAACAGUAACAUCUAUAAUUUGAAUGUUCGAGGCAAGAGGGGCAACAUAGUCCAGACGUUUCCAGCUGUUGAAUAUGAUUUUUCACCCAAUGAUUUAAACAUUAAAGUCAAUGACAUGGUUCACAUACAGUGGACAGGUUCAAACACUCAUAACAACAACAAUCCUGCUGGGGAUGGUCAAGCUGGGGAUGCUGGAGAGGGAAAAGGAGGAACAGACCGCAGCAAUGUUGUUGAGCUUUCUGACAGGAGUCAAAAUUUUCCAACACCUUUUGAAUAUAGCCAGUUGUGGAAGAGUGUUGAAGUGGCUUGGAUCUAUUUUAAUAAAACAAAAAUAACUCCACAAGAUUUAGCUAUCAAUAUGGCUUCGGCAGGAUACUACAGAUGUGCUGAUGCAACUACGUGUCCUGAGGCAGAGAACAAAGCUUAUCUAGUCAGUACUAGAGGCAAGAUUAGUAACACACUGGACAAUGCCCCUGCUUCCUAUGAGGGAGCAGUCCUCAAAUUUACGAAACCAGGGAUUUAUUCUUACAUGUGCACUAGAAAUAACAGUUUCUCAAAUCGUAGCCAAAAGGGUUCCAUAGUUGUAAAGUAGCCAGUGAAAAUUCAAGUUUACAUAUAUCUGUUGUAGUAUUAAUUUUAGCAUAAGAUUAUCAAAAGAUAUUAGUUGGCCCAGGCGCAUUGAAAUAAAUAGUUGUAAAUUCUGCUAUCACUCUUCUUAUGUACACAUUUGUAUUUUAUAUUCUUUAGUCUUUCAUUACUUUAGCUCUAGGUCAAAACUGUAUUGUGUACUUUAAAAAUGUUUUCAGCUUUUUAUUUUUGAUCAAAUCUGAUAUCACUUUUGUUUUUAUUCAAAUAGAAAAUAUGUGCUUCUGUGUGAGUUUUUGUUUAGCAAAAUGUUUAGUUUCACUUUUGUGAACUACAGUAAAUAUUUCUCAAUAUAAUUUUGUCAUCUUUUUCUUUUUGUUCUUACAUUCUCUAUGUCAAGCAUAUUGUACAUAUUGAUAUUUUUAUAAUGAAUUUUUCUACAUUGCUCUUGCUUGUAAGAUGUCAAAUAUUUUGUGUUCUAAACUUGUUACUGUUUCAAAAGAAAGGCCUAUGUACAUUAUAUUUUUUGCCUUAUGUUACUUUUAAUUUGCAUAAUACUUUGUCUGCCGUUCAUAAUACUUAUCUGAGCUCAAUCUACGGGAUCAAUAAAUAGCAGUGUGCUGUGUUCAGGUUCUGCAAUUAGAUCUAUAGACUGUGCUAAUUAUCUACCUUUGUCUCCACCUGCAGGUUCAGAACAUUGGGACAUAUAGAUAAAAAACAACAUUCCUUUAUGUAAUUUAUGAUUCACAGUUAAGAACAAAUGGGAACUGACUUAGUUAUCUUUUAUGGAAAGAUGUGAAUUAUCAAAGCAUAAUACUUAUACAAAUAGAAAAUAGAGUAAAUCAAAUUAAGUACAUGCUUCAACAUUCUCACUAUAGGGUAAACACUAAAAUCAUUGAUUUGGGAUCAUGUAGGUCAUUUGUAACAGAUAUAAAUCAUUGUAGAACAUAAAAGUAGUAAGAGUAGAAUUAUAUUAAUAAAAUAGUGUUUCCUAAAACACACCAUGCCAAUAAAUUUUUAAUCUUAGUUUGUUUGGUCCAAACCACAGUGCAGACAAAUUUGAAAAUAUUUUUAAAAAAUAAAUAAUUUUUUGGUUGACUUUAAAUCUGGUAUUGCUAUUAUAAUCUUAUCUUAUAAAUUACAUUCCUUCAAAGAAGAAAAUUAACUCUAUGAUACUACAUGUUACUUUGCAUUUUCCAACUGUAUGAUCCAAUGAUCCUAAUAAUUACUUAAAAAUAUAUGUAUUUGAUGAAAUUAUAAUGUUGAACAUAUUUAUGUGCCAUAUCAAACUAUUUUGUUUCAUUGUGAUUUAAUGU
Molecule: messenger RNA, 3438 nt
Organism: Biomphalaria glabrata
Lineage: Eukaryota; Metazoa; Mollusca; Gastropoda; Planorbidae
Product: protein DD3-3-like
Exons: 14
Coding region: 153-2129 (658 amino acids)
Source: RefSeq, a predicted model, not a curated record